Clonostachys solani is the source of this 2322-nucleotide messenger RNA. NCBI's taxonomy places the organism in Eukaryota, Fungi, Ascomycota, Sordariomycetes, Hypocreales, Bionectriaceae. The record is from the annotation of a GenBank genome assembly.
AUGGCAGGCCGUGCCCCAGGCGAUGGGCCACCUCCACCGUCCGAUGAUAUCGGAGCUGGCUCGGAGGAUGAGGGCCCUGUGAAGAAGCGUCUUCGAGUAUCUCGGGCUUGCGAUCCGUGUCGUCGUCGUAAGGAACGCUGCGAUGGUUCACAACCCACAUGCCAACGAUGCAUCAAAGCCGGGAGGCCUUGUUCUUAUAUCCCUUACCGGAAGCGAGGGCUCCGUACGGGUUAUGUCAGAGGCAUCGAGAUCCUCUUAGGGCUCCUUAUUCAUUCAUCCCCUGGUGCCGAGGACCUCAUAUCCGCCGUACUUCGUCACAAGGCGAACCAAUCUACACCCUUUGGUCCUACUUCUGCCCCUCCCACUACCUCGCUAUUGAAGUCGUGGCGCAAGAGCACAGCCCAUGAUAUUCUCCAGGGAGCACUCCUCUCUUCGGAUGAUGACGAGGAUGAAGAUGUGUACCUUCAGAACCUGGAUGACAAACUCACAUCUGCAUUCAACGCGCUGCCUCGCCAAUACCAAAAUGCUAGCUUCGGGGAGCUUUCAAAACCAGCAAACGUAAUCGGUCAUCUGCCAGAUACUGUCUCACCUGUUGUUCCACUACCAAUCCCUAAACAACCACAGCCUCCUACUCGCGGUGACCUCAUCCCGAAUGCCUUUUCUAUUCCCACCUUGCCAUCGAACUGGUCCCAGUUGAUUGAAAUAUACAUGACUAACACCCAUUGUUGGUUACCAAUAAUACAAAAGUACACACUCUAUCGCUCCGCAAGCCUACUGUGCGGCCCGGGGGGACUUGGACAAGGUCCGAAGCCAUCCUCGGGGGAAAUUUGUUCUCUCUGGGCCGUUCUCGCCUAUGGAUCGCAUCAACUAUUAGUUGUGGAUCCAUCCGCGACUCCCUCCGGAACUUCAUUAUAUGCCCUGGCUAGGCAUAUGGCAGGCCAGGCGCAUGCAGAAUAUGAAGCUGGCCAUGUGCACGCCCUCUUAACAUUGGCCCUGCUCGAGAUAAGCCAAAAGUCUUGGAUGAAUGCCUGGAUAUGUGUGGGCAGAGCAGUCUACAUUGCCUCUGGUCUAGGAAUUGUUCCUGUCAGGCAAGGGCUGGAUAUGGUUAAUUCCGACGAUAGUCGCCAAAGACUGGCUCUUGGCUGUUUUGUGCUUGACACACUGAUUGCUUCUCAGCUUGGUCUCCGCCCAUACCUGCAGCAGAAUGACUUCUUCGAUCUUGGAACUCUCAGUAGUGAUGGGAUCGAGGAAUGGGAACUCUGGCGUCCCAUUACCAAUAUGAACGCGCAACCCGCCGCCUUUUCUCCUGGUCCUAGCCGAGUUCUUAGUACAUUCAACCAUUUCUGUUACAUUGUUGCUAUUCUUAACAGCCUAUCAUGUUCCUCUGAUCACAAAAACGAAACAAUCAACCCACAUCAAUACCUCCAUCGGCUCGAAGAAUGGAACGAUAGGAACCCUCUCCGUGACUGCUUUUCUAUUUUCAAAGAUCCCUCUAGACUUGUAUCAGAGGCACCUCACACUCUGCAGCUUAGACUUGCAGCCAUGGCAACCUAUGCCAUAUUAUCAAAUCAACAUAGUCGCCAGACAAACACUACACAAGAAACAGGGGCUUCACCCAUGGAAAUCCACGAUUCUCUGGCGGAGAGUCAAAGAAUCCUAAGCGACCCGGCUAUAAAUACCACCGUGGUAAAUUUGACACAGGUUUUCCCAAUAGCCAGGAUUUUUCUUGAGAUGGUGCAAGAAAACACAAAUCUCAUUACCAGCACAAUAGUUCCCGCUUCAUGGAAUCGACCAAUACUACAGUCUGGGGAGACUCUGCAAUCCGAAAGCAUCCCUCCUGCGAUGUUGAACGAUUCUUUGCCUUUGGGCGAACAAUUGCUUGUACCCACGAUAAACAUUCCGGCUAGCAAUGUAUUUGAUGGUGUCAAUGAUCAGGAACCCUUUUCAACGAAAGGCCAAGCACUCCAGGCCGCCCACUCCAUGCAAACCAUCGGAAUGUCCCCUUCGACAAAUAAAAGGAGUUCACCUAAUACGUCGACUGAGCCAAACAAGUCCAAGAGCCCAAUAGGCACAAUCGUAACGCCCCCUCUCUCUAGUCAAGCAAUCGGCCAGGUCCAAGUAGGCGGGAUGGGUAUGGAAAGUCAGCUCGCAAUUUCCAAUGCGUCGCUAUCCGAAACGAGCGACCAAAACGGCCUAUUUAACCAACUCAGUCUGUUGGACCGGGCGGAUUGGCCAGUCUUCUCAGAAGAUUUCAUGGAACAUCUGGGUCUCUCCAGAGAUGGCUCAUUGCUGGACUACCACAAUAUAUUUGACCCUCCUUGA